GUGCCUAGCAUAGGCAUGGGCUGUAAAGCAAGGGAACUGCAGCACUAACCAGGAGGCAACCCUGACACCUCAUGCAGGGCCACUCACCGCCUCAUGUUGAUGCUGGGCACUUCUGAACAAGAACAUGGAAGUUGCACAUAAGCACAAAACUGCAGGAAGGAUUAACUUAUCCUACUGAAAGCUGCACUGCCAAGGUGGCACCAGAGCCUGAAAAUGCCUAUUUCUUUUCCAGCCCCACAGUCUGAUUGCUAAAUAGAGCUAUCGACACAACUAAAUAUUUAAAGCAAAAAAGCAGCCAGUAAACAUGAAGCAGUCUUCCCACCCAAGACAGUUUGUGGUUAAUAGAUGUUCUCAGCAACUCCAAACUGCUAUCAUCACUCCAAGCAGCAGAAACUGUAAAUGACAAAGCAAGUUUAGCUUCCUCUGUAUCAGAGAAUUCCUCACUGGUAACGAAGCUCUAGGAUACACUCUCCUCCCCGUGCCAUACACCAUUUUCUACUGCAGGAUGGGAAGUUUUCCAGCCCUGCUGCUCCUGCUGGUGCUACCAGGUAAGGCUUUGAAUCACCCUGAGGAGCAGGGUGCUCUCAGUGCUGCUGUACACAUUGCAGCUGUUAUUUGCUUGAACAAUUUUUAUUCAGGCCAUCCACGGCCAGGCAAGGAAUAGGAUUGCCAGAUGUCAACAAGAGGAGAUGUUCAGCCUGAAAUGUGUUUAUUUUAUUUACACAAGCUUAGGUUUUCUCAGUCUGAAACCACCUAGCAUAUGGGGAGGGAAAUCUGUGUUUGUUAUUUUCUCAAACAUGAUGGAUGAGGCAUUGUGAGCAGUGUGAGACAGGCUAGCUGCUGUUUGCUCACUUACAGCCUGUGAAUACUGAGUCCACAGAGAGGAACAACGUGAAUAACAAUGGAAAAAGGGUAGUGGCACCAAGGCUGGGUAUGGAUGUUUCUUUAUGCAAACCUGCAGAGACAGAUAACUCUUCUCACAGUCCCAGAGGUGUCAGCAGUGUGGCAAGAAAAGGCGGCACAGGACGUGGUGACUACUUCUGGCAUCAAUUUUCUUCUUCCUUUCAAAGGAUCACACAUGGCAGCAGAGGACACGCAAGUCUUUCUGCAAGUACCAGGAGAGUCCUUCAGAGCUAACUGCUCAUACGACGUGCACAAGCACUCACGUGAGAAGAAAUUCUGGUGCAAGGAACAAUCAGAAAAAUAUUGUCCAGUCUUACCCUUGAGCUUCCCUUCAGAAGAAAGGAUUGCUCCUAGCCCUGUACUGCAUCCUCCAGCUGAGCUGAGAGACUCUGGAGGCGGUUGGUUUUCUGUAAUCAUGACAGCACUUCGAAAAGAGGAUUCUGGCAUGUACCAGUGUGGAGUUUGGGUUGAAAUGAAGCAAGUUUUGCUGCAAAGAAUACAGAUGGUGGUUUCACCUAAGGAACCUGUAACAGUGUUUGCCAAAAAAGGGAAAUCUCUGUUCCUCCACUGCUCCUAUUCUGCACCAAUCAACACUGGAGAACUUCAACAUUUUAUUUGGUGCAAAAUGGUGUCCCAAAUUACUUGUCACCCUAUUAUCAGAGGUAACGCUGAUCAAAGUAUUGUUAAAGCAGAGAGGACUGAAAUGAUGAAUGACUUCUCAUGGAAAAUGAUUAGAAUGUGGCUGAAAAAGCUCCAACUUAAUGACUCAGGAGAGUAUCGUCUUGAGAGCCAUCUCCAGGGGAGAAACAAACUACUGAGGAGGAUUGUGCUGAAAGUUUUGGCCAGUGCAGAAAGCAGCAAAACAGAAAGCACUGAGUGGAAACAAUCUGAUCUUUCUGACCGGACUGAAAAACGCAGGAGGGGAGGGGAAAAGUGGAAUAUGGAUGGCAGCCCCACAGACAACAGCAGAAAGGACCAGAGGACUCCCUACGCUGUCAUGGUGCUGAUUUCCUUGCUGGCUACGGCUGCCCUGAUCGCUACUGUUACACUCAUCACCAGCUGCAUGGGGAAGAAAAGAGCAGGAAAAGAGAUGGACUUUGACAGACAUCCUGCUUUCAGAAGGGGAGUGCUACAGGAAGGAAGAGAAAAAGCAAGUAGAAUAUCAGAUGGGGACCACAGUGAGAGUACGAUAUACGCUGCAAUAAGGCACCAACCUCGACCCAAACCUGAAGAUGUGAUGUAUGUCAACAUACAGCCUUCACCAAAAGUUUCCUUCCUUCAGGAACCACCAGGGAGCUCACAUCCCUCAGGGCCUGUGGAAUAUGCUACCCUUAUCUUCAAGGACACAACUCCACAGUCUGAAAUCGAAGAGAGAAGAACAGGCCCACUGAAAGAAAGCAGCACAAAGCCUUCAGCUUAUUGAUGGAACGCUGCUGAACUGAGCUUAGAAACAACCCGCACGUAACCAAUUGCUGGAGAUGCGUACACACAGCACUGCUGAAAGGAUGAGACACACGGAUGCACAAAUCUUCCCUGAAAAACAACCAAACUUUUCUAAUAGCACAGCAGCACAAUUCAGCUAUCAUGAACAAACACUGUGAAAGGCUGUGGCGCAUUUGCCUUCUGUACAGGGCUCUAUUUUUAAGCAGUGAGCAACUAUAAGCCCGACUUCAGGAAACAGGCGGGCUGUGAUAGCAGCAGAUCCAGUGCCACAGCCAGCAAUGGGCCGCGAGAUAUGGAAGCACAGCACUUCUGUUUGGACUUCCAACUCACUUAAAUAUCUGCAUGUGAAAUGUUAAUUACUGCCCACUGAUUAGGACCAAAACAGCAAAGUGGUAAAAGUACCUGCUGAAUUUCAGCACAGAAGUUGUUUUGCGUACUUCAGGGAGACAAGUAAUGCUCUGUUUCAACAACAACAAGUAAUGCCUGGUUUCACCAAACCAGGGCUUUGCUGAAUAGUAUUUGUCCACUUAAAAUGUCUUCAGUCUGAACAUACAGUUGCAGAAUUCAGACUGUAUGUAUAACUUUGGGUUUCCUUGCCUUCUCUGCUUGUUUAUUAAUGCCACACCCAUGCUACAGUAUAACUCUGUCUUGGCUCUGUUGUAAGUUUCACUCAUUCUGAUCAAACUAUUGAAUCCUGUUAUCGUGGUGAUCAACACCAACACCCCUAGGAAUGAUGGAUAACUCCUAGGAUAAAGCUGACUAAGACUCUCACCUCAGCUCUCUGAGUUGGACCCACAGCUGCUGAACGUGACACAGAAAUGGCUUUUGUUUUUUUAUAUUACAACUGGAAGAAAAGGCACGUGAAGAGGCACAGUCAGCAAUUAAUCAUAUCACCUGCACAGAAACUCCACUUUGCCUGUGGGUUCUUCUCCAUUUCUGAGGAGACGUGGGGAGAGGAGAGGGGAGAGAAGAUGAAACUUCCCUUGCCAAGUCUGAUGUGGCUACAGGACAUCAGGGCCUUUGCUGUUAAAACUGAGAUGACUUUGCCACUCU
This is a messenger RNA of Lagopus muta (rock ptarmigan), 3399 nucleotides long. RefSeq lists its product as uncharacterized. The transcript has 7 exons. NCBI's taxonomy places the organism in Eukaryota, Metazoa, Chordata, Aves, Galliformes, Phasianidae. Gene Ontology annotation, molecular function: signaling receptor activity. The record is from RefSeq and is a predicted model, not a curated record. Gene Ontology annotation, cellular component: cell surface. The coding region runs from base 938 to 2326 and encodes 462 amino acids.